This is a messenger RNA of Drosophila busckii, 4040 nucleotides long. It is a transcript of the gene snz, whose product is annotated as sorting nexin-25. The annotation marks the transcript as partial. Gene Ontology annotation, molecular function: phosphatidylinositol binding. The record is from RefSeq and is a predicted model, not a curated record. The transcript is spliced from 10 exons. NCBI's taxonomy places the organism in Eukaryota, Metazoa, Arthropoda, Insecta, Diptera, Drosophilidae. Gene Ontology annotation, cellular component: intracellular membrane-bounded organelle.
GUCGCGUCGUUGAUAAUUGUAAAUAUGUUUUGUGUCGCUGAUUGAAAGUGGAAGUGGACAUACGCGUCCAUCAUAAUUAAUUACCAUUAGGCCGUUCCACAUGCACGCACAAAGACAACAACACGGAUUGACAGCACGCGCCAAAGCGAACGAAAUAUAUUUUUAUUCAAUUUUUAUCUACGCAGCGGCAGCAACAACAACAAACACAACAGCUUAAAAUUGAGACAGAAAGUUGUUAUCACGCCGCCCCUUCGGCAAGAGCGUUGUUAUCAAGCAUCCACAACUUGUUGCAAUGGGCUGAGGCUGUAAGAAUAUAAAAAGAGAGGACUAAAAAAUAAGGAAUAAGGAGAAAGUUGAUCACAUUAAAAGAAAGUGCGCUCUGUGCGGGGUGACGCCAGUCAGAGGAAGGGCGUCAGCGGGUGUGUUUUGGAGGGUGGUGGUGGUGGCAGGCAGGCAGGCGGAAGUGCUUAUAGAGAACUAUUUUUAAUAUAUGUAUUGAAAGUGGACAAAAACAGACGACAAUAAACUUGGCGUUUGUGUAUUUGUGUAAUAAUAAUACCCAUAAACAACGUUGCCAAGUGCAUGAAUGUCAAAAUAAAAGGCGAGAGAAGCAUAUGCAACUAAAACACAUGAAAUAUUCAAAGACAGCAAAAGCAACGACAACAAUAAAGUAACAACAACUAGAAGGACAGAUUGAUUUUUAUUGCAAGCAGCUGGCCACCAUGGAGCAACGUUUACCGUUAUUUCCCAUCGAGCCCGAGCCGCCAGCAACGCCCACACAGCGAUUAACGCUGCUGGCCACACGAUGUCUACGUGCGCUGCAAUUAAACUGGAAGAUUAUCGUUUCAAGCAGCACUUUAACUUUAUUGGCCGUCUGUUGGUAUUACCCCACAUUCUUUCUGUUCUUUGCCUUUGUCAUCUAUUCGCUGCUGCUGGUAUUUGCAGCUGUUGCCGGCACUGUUUAUAUAUACUAUAUAUUUACAACCAAUGAACCCAGUAAGCCCAAUCGACUGCCCUCCAAGCUGCUCUACAAUGCCACCAAAAGUCAAAUUUUCGAUUUGCCAAAUCCUAUAAAAAAUCCAUCGAAUUUACCGCUAGUCUUUGGAAAGACUGUGGACCUGCAGUUGCAACAAAUUAUAGAAUAUGUUCUGCGCGAUUUUAUGGUGCCCUGGCUAGGCUAUGUGGUGACCAAGCCGAAGCUGAUAAACGAUGUGGUGCGAGAGGAUUUGUGGAAUGCAAUCCAAAAGAUACACGAGCGCGCAAUAAAAAUGGAUCCAGCCAAAAUUAUAGCCGUGGAUAUGGUCAAUAGAGUAACAGUGCAUUUGGAAAAAAUACGCAUAGCUGAGGCACGAGCAGCCGAAACCAACAGCCCGCCUGUCUUUAGCAGUAAUAGCUAUUUGGUCGAUGAGCAGCAGGAAAUGGAAUUUUUACGCAAGCUGUGUGAAAUAAUGAUUAUAUUGCUGCUGCCACGCGGCUACUCCUUGCCACCAUUAAAAGUGCUGCUAAGCGAGCUGUUGUCCUUUAAAAUUUUCUUUCCCAUGAUUAAAAUGCUUACGUCACCCGAUUAUAUAAACCAAAAAGUGGUGCAAAAUAUUGAAACGCGCCUUGCUGCUGCCGCAAUUAGCAAACGUAGCUAUGAAUAUGCUGCCAGCUUUGAGGAAUUUCUUAAAAUUAUCAACAACUCUGGCAAUUUGGAGGAAUUGUCGCUCAUACGCAAAAGCAUUGUCAAUGAUUUAAUGCAUGCCACCAGCAUGCAGAAUUUGCAACGUGCCAAAGGCUUGGAUCCGGAUACAGAGGAUCAUACGCUUAGCAAAUCGGAGCUGACAGCAGCGGUGCGGCUUAAGCGUUACGUGCAACAAUUGUCUGUGGCUAAGAAUCAGUGUGAAAAGAAUUUAGCCAAAUUUGGCUGGAAUGGCAAUUACUCAAGCGAUACGGACCUGACGCUGCUGGAAAUACUCAACACGGCUGUGGGUCGCCGCUACUUUACGCUGUUUCUCGAGCCACUGAAAGCCAGCGCUUUGGUAGGCUUCUAUCUGGCCGUGGAGGAGAUGAAACAUGCGCCCAAGUCCUCCACACAUCAGUUGGGCACAGAGAUCUUUUAUUGCUACAUACGCGUGCCCAAGCCAGAGAUACAAAUAGACAAGCAUGAACGGAAGCUUAUAGAAACCUUUGUCUUGGGCGAUGCGGGUCCAGAAAUCUUUUACGAUAUGCAACGUAAUAUACUACGCACGCUGGAGGAUAAAUACUAUCCACCAUUUGUGCUAAGCGAACAGUAUCGUCAACUGAAGGAGGCGCUCGACUCGAACGAAUUCAAUGAUCCCACCUUGCUAAUGUGCCCCGAGACGCCCGACGAUGAGCAGGCCAUGGUCGCUGAAGCGCUCAACGGCGCUGGCAUGCCUGUGGCUGCUAUAGAUGUGGCGGCGCAUACUUCAUAUGCGCGUCGCAAGCUGGAGCAGAUACAGGAGCGCAUAGAUAAGAAAAAUCAAGCAUUAGAUGCUUUAAAAUAUUCUGUUAAGCCAGAGUCCAAAGUGCUGCAAAUCUUGGAGAAAGAGAUGGAGUGGCUGAAGAGCGAGAAGCGCCAGACCGAGGCCCAUUUGAGACGCACUGAUGCAUGGACAGAGCAUUUGGGCAAAUGGAAGGCCACCAUACAAAGUGUGGAGGUAUCCGAUGAGAAGGAAUCGCUGCAGUUUAUGAUAUUGGUGCAUGUGGAUGAAGAUAUAAAUGCACCAGCAGGACAGGCAACAACCGCCAAGUCUGGGGAUAGCAGCAGCUCACAUCACAAACUACAAAGGCGUCGCCCAUCGGGCAUAUCAAGUGGAUGGGUGGUGUUGCGUUCGCUUAAUCAAGUGCAUGAAUUGCAACGUAAGCUGCGUCAUGUGAGCUCCAAUUUAAAGUCUCUGGAUUUGCCCACAAAUUUCAAGUUCUUUUUUCUCAAAACGGAUCGCCAUGCGCAAGAGAAGGCCAAAGCGCAAAUACAAAAGUUUUUAAAUUUUAUACUCGAAGAUGAUCAUUUGAAUGGCAGCGAGGCCAUCUAUACAUUUCUCAGUCCCAGCUCGGAUCACUUAAAGCAAACGCUGCCGUCGCCUAAGAAAUCCAAAUUCUCACUCUCAACGUUAUUCAAAAGCGAUGCAGCCAAGGCGCAUGAGUCCAGCAAGGCAACAGAUCCCUUUUGGGGACUGCAGCGUGAUGAGGAUGACAUGUCCACUUAUUUGGAGGGUGAGAGCAGCAGUGAUGUCAAGCUAUUGGCAGACUUGGAUAGCAAAGAUUCUAUAGCGGAGCCACUCUACGCUUUGAUGGGUGAAAUUUUUGACAUGGGCGGUGUUUUCAAAUGGCUGCGCAAGAGCAUCAUAAGCUUUGUGCAAAUUACUUAUGGACGCACUAUAAAUCGACAAAUACGUGAAUCUGUAGCCUCGCUAUUCGAGGAAUCCAUGCUACAUAACUAUUUCUCUGCGAUACUUAAAUCCUUUUGGCCCGGCGGCGUUUUGGCUUCAGCUUACCCAGUGCGUUCGGAUGAUAUGAAGGAGAUGACGACAAAUGCAGCCAAGGCGUUGAUUACGGAUCAUAUACCCGAGGUGUUGUGCAGCUUGGUGGGCGCGCAGGCCGCCAAGCGUGGCGUGAUGAAAGUGUUUGAGGCGCUGCAGAAUCCACUUUACAACAAGCAGCUGUUCUACGAGCUGCUGGAAAUUCUAAUGGUUGAAUUCUUUCCGGAAAUACGUCAGUUGCGUGUGAACAAUGCCAAUGGCAGCAAGCUCAAUACAACCAGCUCUGGUGUUGCUGCAGUCUCAGCUGCCGCCGCUGCCUUGGCCGCGGUAACAGCACUGCCCACGCUCAAUAGUCAUCAUCAGAGUCAGCAAGGUGCGCAUGUUGCAAGCUCAGUAGCAGCAGCAGUUAGCUUAGGCGUCACACAUGCCAAGGAGCAUUAUCAUCAAGCGACGCAGCAUUCGCCGUAUCAUCAAAAUCUGAGUGUGCAGCAGCAACAUCAUCAGCAGCAGCAGCAGCAACAUCAACAUCAUCAUCAACAACAACAACAACAACAACAG